CCUGCGCAGUAGUCACCGCGUGGGGAGCGGCUCUUUGGCGUGCGCGCGGCGGAGCGGGAGCGGGGCCGGUUGCGUCAUGAGCGGUUACAGCGUGGAGCAGCGCGGCGCCGCCAACAGCCUCGGCUACCGCCUCUUCUUCAAAAAUGAUAAAGGACAAUACAUUUCACCAUUCCAUGACAUUCCAAUAUAUGCAGAUGCUGGCAAGAAUUUGUUCAACAUGGUUGUGGAAGUACCUCGAUGGACAAAUGCAAAGAUGGAGAUUGCAACAAAGGAUACUUUAAACCCAAUUAAACAAGAUGUGAAGAAAGGGAAGCUGCGUUAUGUUGCUAACGUAUUUCCCUACAAGGGAUAUAUCUGGAACUAUGGUGCAAUCCCGCAGACAUGGGAAGAUCCAGGUCAUAAAGAUGAAAAUACUGGCUGUUGUGGAGAUAAUGAUCCAAUUGAUGUGUGUGAAAUUGGAAGUAAGGUAUGCUCAAGAGGAGAAGUAAUCAGUGUGAAAGUCCUGGGUACACUUGCACUGAUUGAUGAAGGGGAGACAGACUGGAAAAUAAUUGUGAUCAAUGUUGAAGAUCCUGAAGCAGCCAAGUAUAAUAAUAUUGAUGAUGUCAGAAGGAUGAAACCUGGAUACCUAGAAGCUACUAUAGACUGGUUUAGAAGGUACAAGGUACCUGAUGGAAAGCCAGAAAACCAGUUUGCAUUCAAUGAAGAAUUUAAAGACAAGGAUUUUGCAAUUAAGGUUAUCAAAAGCACUCAUGAAUACUGGAAAGCUCUAGUAACUAAAAAAACAGAUGGAGGAGAAAUCAACUGUACAAAUGCAACGGUGUCAGACAGUCCUUUCUGUUGUACCCAAGAAUGUGCAAAAGCUACUGUAGAAGCGACUUUUAAGCAAGGGAGGAAUCCUAGUCCUGAGGUUUCACUGAAACAUCCUAAAUCUGUGAAGUAACAUGCUAUCCAGGAACUUCUAUUGAAGUGGUGCUAAAGGUGGGUGCAUCUACACAUGCAUAUUAAUGUGCAGCAAUAAACUUUGGAGCAUAUUGCGUCAGAGUUCAUUGCUCCCGGGUGCUGUGUUUACACACGUGCCUGGGACCGCAGCAUGUUGAGCUGAGUCAGAGCAGCCCUGGUUGGCAGGGGGACCGGGAGGUUAUCCUGCCAACCUAGGGCUGCUCUGACCUGGUUCAGUGUGCUGCAGAGAGGCUGGCUGGGGCAUGAGGUUACUCCCGUGCAGGGCUAGCCACCAGGCAAUCCCUGUACUGAAGCACCUUUGUGACCCAGCUAGUCCCAUCAGCGUCUACAUGCGCAUUGCUGCAUAUGAAAAAACUCUGCCACAGGGUGGUACUUAUAUUUACAAGUACUAACCUGCUGUGGAAUUUAUUAGUUUCCUGUGGCCUAAUAGGGCCACAUGUAGAUGCUGAGACAUUUACUGCGGAGCUAAUUAUGCAACUAGUUAUGCAUCUUGCAUAAAUGUAUCCGGUGUGUAGGAACAACCUCGAGGGCAUGGGCAAAUGUACACUUAGAGUGGUUUUAAAGGGAGAUGGGGAGCUGGUGCUCUACAGCAUGCAGUGGAUUUUACACUGUAACGGUUACAGUGGCACAAAAUGGGAGUGAUAUAAAUGUAAGCUAAUCUGUUCCAACUUUAACCUUGCUUCAUACAGGAUUAAAGUUGAAGCAGUGUUCCUACAUUGGUAUCGCACCCUGUUCCUGCACCUGCAACUGUUACAAGGUACCAGCUGCUGUGCGGUCCCCUCCCAUUAUGAAACAGUUCCAAAUGUACCUUUUCCCUCUCUGGAUAAGGACAUCCUUCCAGCAGUUUGGAUUGGAAGCAUAAGACGUUAUAAAUGCAAACAAAGGUUUACAACAUUUCUAAAAACCAGAAGUUGUUGCAGCUGUGAAUUGCCUGGAAUAUUGUGAGAAAAUAAUUUUUUAUUGGAGUUGUCACCAGCUAGAAUACUUUUUUGUCUUGCUUCUAACUGAGUAAGUAGAAAACUCUUGUGAGUAUUGAGCCUUGAACCCAACACUCAUUUUAAGGGUCUAUUCCAAUGCACAGAGUUUUUUCUAAGCUACAGAAAGAAAACAGUGUACACAGUAGCAUGGUAAUGAUGCCUGUUGAGAACACAACUUGACCAAAGUAUAGGGGGAAAUGAAUCACUUUUUCACACAGCUAGGCCUUUGUCUUGCACAGGGCUAGCUCUGUUGCUUUAACUGGAAGUUGAAGUACAGACUACCAAAGGUUCACAGUGUUUAACAAAGUAAGAACAGAGGAGAAAAAAAACAAUAUUGGCUGGUGUGGAUCCCUUCACAGUUAAUGAACUUGGAUUUUAAAAUUUGUUUCAUAAAGUAAUUGCUUUUCUGUACUUAAACUACUGGUCUCAGAUCUUAGUGCAGUCUGAACCGUAAUACCUUCCAUAAGUGACACCCCUGAACACAGUUGUCA
This is a messenger RNA of Alligator mississippiensis (American alligator), 2431 nucleotides long. RefSeq names its product inorganic pyrophosphatase 1 (gene PPA1). The transcript is spliced from 10 exons. The record is from RefSeq and is a predicted model, not a curated record. Gene Ontology annotation, biological process: phosphate-containing compound metabolic process. Bases 77 to 943 code for a protein of 288 amino acids. NCBI's taxonomy places the organism in Eukaryota, Metazoa, Chordata, Crocodylia, Alligatoridae. Gene Ontology annotation, molecular function: inorganic diphosphate phosphatase activity; magnesium ion binding. Gene Ontology annotation, cellular component: extracellular exosome; cytoplasm.